Thamnophis elegans (Western terrestrial garter snake) is the source of this 1161-nucleotide messenger RNA. RefSeq names its product neuropeptide Y receptor type 2-like. Bases 1 to 1161 code for a protein of 386 amino acids. NCBI's taxonomy places the organism in Eukaryota, Metazoa, Chordata, Lepidosauria, Squamata, Natricidae. The transcript has a single exon. The record is from RefSeq and is a predicted model, not a curated record. Gene Ontology annotation, biological process: G protein-coupled receptor signaling pathway. Gene Ontology annotation, molecular function: neuropeptide Y receptor activity. Gene Ontology annotation, cellular component: membrane.
AUGGGGUUGCUUGAUCAAGUCAAUAGCACCAUCAUCUUGGAAGAGCGUAUCUCAGAGAAGAAAUCACAGUCUCACUGGCAUGCAGACAGUCUUGUCACCCCCAGUCAAGGAUUUCAAGGUGGAUCCAGUGAAAUUAUGAUGGACAGCACCAAGAUCCUGGGGGUCCAAAUCAUACUGAUAAUGGCUUAUUCUCUCAUCAUUCUGCUGGGAUUCAUUGGCAACUCCUUGGUCAUCUAUAUGAUAGUGAGAUACAAAACCAUGAGGACUGUAACCAACUUUUUCAUAGCUAACUUAGCUCUGGCCGACUUAAUGGUGGAUACUUGCUUGCCCUUUACUCUGGCUUACACUCUGCUGGAUGAGUGGAAGUUUGGGGCUGUACUUUGUCACUUGGUGUCCUGUGCUCAAGCUUUAAGUGUUCAUGUAUCUAUUCUCACAUUAACUGUGAUUGCCCUUGAUAGGUACAGAUGUAUUGUUUUUCAUUUAGACAGUAGAAUAUCCAAGAAAAUCAGCUUCACCAUCAUAGCGAUUACAUGGCUGGUUGCUGCGCUCCUGGCUAGUCCCCUAGCUAUCUUUCGAGAAUACAGAUACGAAGAAAUUCCAUCCAUCAACCUCAGAAUAGCUGUCUGCUCAGAGAAAUGGCCUUCUGGCAACAGAGAUGCCACUAUAUACAGCUUAUCCAUGCUCAUCCUGCAAUAUGUCUUCCCUCUUUCUAUCAUCUGUUAUGCCUACAUCAGGAUAUGGUUCAAACUGAAAAGCCACAUUAGUCCUUCUGCUACAAAUGAGACUCACUGCCGCAGGAAAAAGACCACAAAGAUGCUUUUCAUGGUCGUUGUGGUGUUCGCCGUCUCUUGGCUACCCUUCCAUGCUUUCCAGCUUGCCGCAGACUUAGAUAUGGCACUUGCCCUCCGUGAUUAUAAACUCCUUUAUACGGUAUUUCAUGUCAUAGCUAUGUGUUCCACUUUUGCAAACCCUUUGCUCUAUGGCUGGAUGAAUAAGAACUACCGCAAUGGAUUCCUUAUGUUCUUCCGUUGUCAGAAAAAGCCGGAGAGGUUCUAUGCAGAGGGAUCAGUUCGGGGGAGGUCCUUCACUUUCAAGGCUACUACCUUGAAUGGGAGCAUCAAGCACUCCAUAGGUGACGGACAGCUACCAACACCGGUUUAG